AAAUGGAUUUACGUAUUUUUGUUUUUAUUAUAAAACACAUAGGAGAAAACUAAAACCAGCAGCCGCAACUAGAAAACAAGCUACAGCGUGGAACACCAAAUUUCCUUUUUAUUACCGUUAAUUCGACACGUAGCCUUCACCUUCCCUCUCCUUCUUCUAUCCUCUCCUCACUUCAUACUCGGAUUCUCUCUCUCUCUCUCUCUAUCUCUCAAUCUUGAUUUUAUCCCACAACAAAUAAUUAAACAAAAAAAAAAAAUACCCAAACAAUAGUAAAAUCAAGCACAAUGCACUACUCUAAUUUCUAGGCAUGGCGUCAUUUCCCGUCGGAUUCCCAUUGGCCUCCGUCGUUCUACUUCUCUUUCUCUCCGGCGGCGUCGCGACGGCGACGGAAUUCGACUUCGGCACGCUGACAUUCUCCCGCGUGAAGCUCCUCGGCGAGGCCCACUGGACCAACGGCAGCGUGCGCCUCACUCGCGACCUCGGUGUCCCGAGCUCCGGCGCCGGAAGGCUCAUCUACGCCAACCCCAUCAGAUUCCGGCAGCCGGGGUCGCAGCUCACGGCGAGCUUCUCCACAUUCUUUUCCUUCUCCAUCCACAACAUAAACCCCUCAUCCAUUGGCGGCGGCCUCGCCUUCGUCAUCUCCCCCGACGGCGACUCCGUCGGCGACGCCGACGGAUUCCUGGGGAUCAUGACCGAUGCCGGCGAGCCGAGCGGCGUCGUCGCUGUGGAGUUCGACACUCUGAUGGACGUCGAGUUCAAGGACAUCAACGGCAACCACGCCGGAUUGGAUGUCAACUCGAUGGUGUCGACUCGGUCCGCCGAUUUGGAAUCGGUCGGCGUCGAGUUGACGAGCGGCGAUUUGAUCAACUCGUGGGUCGACUACUCCGGGUCAACUCGGUCAGUUAAGGUUUACGUCUCGUUGUCCAACGUGAAGCCCAAGGAGGCAGUGAUAUCGGCGGAACUCGAUCUCGGCGAGUUGAUGCCGAGUGACUCGGUGUUCGUCGGGUUCUCCGGGUCGACUCAGGGGAGCACGGAGGUUCACACCAUUGAGUGGUGGAGCUUCCGCUCCUCGUUCGAAGACGACCCGAGUCAUGACCCGGCGGCGCCGCCGCCGGAAAAUCCAUCACCGCCGCCGGAGUUUCCCCUGAUGCCGGAGACAUCCAUCCCGGCGCCACCAUCCGCCGCCCCGGCGGCGGAGGUUCAUAACUCGACGACGGCGAAAGCCACGGGGAAAUGCCACAACUCGUUGUGCAAGAGCGGCCGCGGCGCGGUGGCCGGGGUCGCAACCGCGGGGGCGUUUUUCUUGGCAUUUUGUGCCAUCGCUUUCAUAUGGGCCUACAACAAGAAAUUCAAGAAAGAGAAGAAAACGGAGAAUUUUGCCUCGGAUGUGAUCAAAAUGCCCAAGGAAUUCAGCUACAAGGACCUAAAGCUCGCCACCAAAGGCUUCGAUUCCGACCGGAUCAUCGGCAACGGCGCGUUCGGAACGGUUUAUAAGGGCAUUUUGGCGGUGAGCGGCGACGUCGUGGCGGUGAAGCGGUGCAGCCACACCGGGCAGGGGAAGACCGAGUUCUUGUCCGAGUUAUCGAUAAUCGGAACACUUAGGCAUAGGAAUCUGGUUAGGCUACAAGGGUGGUGCCACGAGAAGGGAGAAAUAUUAUUAGUCUAUGAUCUAAUGUCCAAUGGGAGUUUGGAUAAAGCUUUAUUCGAGUCGAGAUUCGUGCUGACGUGGCCUAAUCGUCACAAGAUUUUGAUUGGAGUAGCUUCGGCCUUAGCUUAUCUGCAUCAAGAAUGCGAGAAUCAAGUGAUUCAUCGCGACAUCAAGAGUAGCAACAUUAUGUUGGACCAAGGAUUCAACGCGAGAUUAGGCGAUUUCGGUUUGGCUCGGCAAGUGGCGCACGACAAAUCCCCCGACGCCACGGCCGCGGCCGGGACCAUGGGCUACUUGGCCCCGGAGUACCUGAUCACGGGCCGGGCCACGGACAAGACCGACGUGUUCAGCUACGGGGCCGUGGCCCUAGAGGUGGCGACGGGGCGGAGGCCGAUCGAGAAGGACUCGGACGGGAGGGGCGGCAAUUUGGUGGAGUGGGUGUGGAGCUUGCAUCAGGAUGGGCGGUUGAUGGACGCGGUGGAUCCGCGUCUCAAGAAGGAAUACGACGAGGACGUCGUGGCUCGGGUGCUGCGAGUCGGGCUCGCCUGCUCGCACCCGGACCCGAUUUUUAGGCCGAGCGCGAGGGGCGUGGUGCAAAUGCUAGUAGGGGACGCGGAGGUCCCCGUUGUGCCUAGGAGUAGGCCGACUAUGAGCUUCACCACAUCGCAACUAUUGAUGACAUUGCAAGAUAGUGUUACGGAUUUGAAUGAGAUGAUCACUAUCUCCACCACCUCGUCCGACUGCAGCUUCAUCGGCGGCGGAGGCGGCGGCGGCGGUGGGCUAGACUUGGUCUAGCCGGGAAACUUUGGUUAGGGUCAUAGCCUUUUUUAUUUGUCACUAAUUAUAUAUAUAUUCAAUUGAUUUGUAAUUUAUAAAAGAAUGUAAGUAACACCAAUAAUUUAUUGGCUUGUAACAAUUCACACAUGGCGGGGACCGACUAACCCCGUGCAUAUCUUUUUGCUACACUUUAUGUUAUUUAUACUUGUGCUUUUUUGUUAA
Molecule: messenger RNA, 2647 nt
Organism: Salvia miltiorrhiza (redroot sage)
Lineage: Eukaryota; Viridiplantae; Streptophyta; Magnoliopsida; Lamiales; Lamiaceae
Product: L-type lectin-domain containing receptor kinase VIII.1-like
Exons: 1
Coding region: 308-2443 (711 amino acids)
Biological process (GO): protein phosphorylation
Cellular component (GO): plasma membrane
Molecular function (GO): protein kinase activity; carbohydrate binding; ATP binding
Source: RefSeq, a predicted model, not a curated record